CGCGGAGCGAAACUCCCUCUUGUUGAAGACUGAAGUGGCCCGGCGGUCGGCGGCUCUGGACGCAGGCAGACGGCGGCUACACAGACCGGCUUGUAAUGAACCACUGCGGCCUAAAUUCACACCAACCCUCCGUAGCGUAAAGCUCCCUGGAAGUUUAAACUUCGCUUCAAACUUUCGGCGGGUGCUUCUCUGUUUGAACUCGUUAAGUCGUUUGUGUGGCUGGCCUGUGAAGCGACGCGUCCGUGCCCACAUGUUCCUGCCUUGUUCCUGCUAGUUUCCAAAACAACCAGGUGAGCGGCCCGUCUGGCUUCCCCGGGGACCUGCGCAGGUAACGGGGGUUAGUUUACCUUUACGCACGCGGUGACGCACGGAUCUCUUUGACGCUCCUAUUUCGCCCUACGGCUCUCCCGCAGCCGCCGGAGAACAGCACCGGGGAGCCGCCGAGCAACCAGGACGGUUCAUGGAUCUAGCAGGAGAGAGCGAGACCCGGCGGAGGGAAGGCAGGAGGAACCCCGCGGCGCCGAACAGGAGAAAACCACCGGUGGAGACGAUGUACGCCGUCGCUAUUAUCUGCCUCCAAGUUCUGUCCAUCCCGGCCGCUGCCAUCCAGUUCACCAAGGAGCCAAAGUCCCAGGAUGCCUUGCACGGCCGCAGCGCCAUGCUACGCUGCGAGGUCAGCGAUCCGGCCGACAUCACCUACAGCUGGCGCCUGGACGAUCAGCCCCUGCAGAACAGCGAGAGGCGCUUCCAGGAAGGCAGCAACCUCAAGUUCAUCGCCGUGGACCGGCAGCUGGACGCAGGAAACUUCGAGUGCGUCGCUACGAACCCAGUCUUAGGAGAGUUUCUCCACUCCACCAAAGCCUCCUUCAAUAUCAAGUGGUUGGAAAGUGGUGGUGUGACUUUGAAGGAGCCCGCCUCAGAAGGGGAGAUCGAGAGCUCUGCACCGGUCACGUUGCGCUGUCAUAUUGACGGACACCCACGGCCAACGUGCCAGUGGUUUAAGGACGGGGUGAAGCUGACAGAGAAGAGCCAUCAGAUCAACAACAAGGAGAGGACGCUCACCUUCGACAGUGCCAGUCCGGAUGACAACGGCCUGUAUUACUGCUGUGCCAAGAAUGCAGCCGGGCACGUUUGCAGCAACAGCAACUUCACUCUCAAAAUUAUAGAUAAAAGUUUUCCACGGCCGGUGGUAACUCCAGAGGACCAGGUGGUGUUGAGGAACGAGGAGGCGGCGUUCCACUGCCAGUUCACGGCCGAGCCGGCCCCGACGAUGGAGUGGUACCACGAAAACGAGCUGCUGGCAAACAAGUCUCGUGUGAUCCUGUUAUCCAACGGCACGCUGCUGAUCACGCAAGUCAAGCCCAGGAACACGGGGACCUACAAGUGUAUCGGCCGUGGCCUCAGAGGGUCCCCCGUUACACUGGAAGCCUCCCUCCUCAUAGCUGAGAUAGACGACAUGGUGCCCAAGAUGUCCAAGGUUUUCACAUCGGACACCCUGCAGAGGGUCCCGUGUCGGGCCCCGCGUGGCAGACCCGAGCCCGAGGUCUGGUGGGAGAGAGGAGGCCAGCGGGUGCCCACGGAGGGAAGAGUGUACCAGGAUGGUCUGGAUCUGGUCUUCAGUCCCACAGAGGAAGGAGACUCGGGUGCCUACACCUGCGUAGCCCAGAACAGGGCAGGACGCAGGACCCAGGAGGUCACCUUCACCGUCGCCACUGCCCCAGUGUGGGUGAUGAGGCCUCAGGACAGCCACCUGGAGGAGGGUAAACCAGGGUACCUUCACUGUCACGCUCAGGCCAACCCUGAACCUGAAGUCACCUGGCUCCGCAACAACAUCAUGAUCACACCAGAGGACUCUCGUUUUAAGCUGUUCCCUAACGGCACCCUCAGGAUCAACAAUGUGGAGGUGUAUGACGGACUGAUGUACGGCUGUGAAACCAAAACUGUGGGCGGCAGGCUGUCUGGGCAAGCUAGAGUUACUGUGCUUGAGAAGCUGAAGUUCACCCCGACCCCCCAGCCUUCUCAGUGCCUGGAGCUGGAUAAAGAGAUCACAAUCCAGUGUUCAGCUAAAGGCAGAGAGAGCCCCACCAUCCGCUGGACCAAAGCAGACGGAGGAGAGCUGCCGCCUCGUGUGGAGCAGAGGAACGGCCAGCUCCUCUUCACUAAAGUCACCCGCAGCGACGCCGGCAACUACACCUGCAUCGCCUCCAACAGCCUGCAGGGGGAGAUCAGAGCCCUGGUGACCCUCAUAGUGGCCGUGUACGUACGCUUUAAGGUGGAGCCAGAGAAUACUACGGUGUACCAAGGACACACAGCCGUCCUGCACUGUCAGGCCACUGGUGACCCUGAGCCUCACAUCCACUGGAUGGUCAAAGACAAGACGCUGGACAUCAGUAAGAACAGGAGGUUCCAGAAGAUGCCCAACGGCUCCUUGGUGAUCACAGAUGUUACUACAGAUGACACGGGCAGAUACACAUGUGUGGCCGGAAACAGCUGCAGCAUCAAAGACCGUGUGGCUCAGCUGUAUGUAGUGGAGAAACCAAUGCCUAACUUUGAUGAGGAGGAGGACGACAAGGCUCCCUACAAGAUGAUCCAGACCAUCGGGUGGUCAGUGGGAGCAGCCGUGGCUUACAUCAUCGUAGUGCUCGGACUCAUGUUCUACUGCAAAAAGAGACGCAACGCCAAAAGACUGCAGAAAGGCCAGGACGGAGAGGAGCCGGAGAUGGAGUGUCUCAACGGAGGAGCCGUUCAACAAAAUGGACACACCACCGCUGAGAUCCAGGAAGAGGUGGCACUCACCAACAUGGGCACCAUAGCAACAACAGAGAAACGCCACAGCCACGUAAACAACGAUAAGCUCCACUUUCCCCGAGCAAACCUGCAAACCAUCACUACUUUAGGCAAAGGGGAGUUUGGUGAGGUGCUGCUGUGCAAAGCCAAGGGCAUCGAGGAGAGCGAGGAGGAGACGGUGGUGCUGGUGAAGAGCCUGCAGACCAGAGACGAACAGCUGCAGCUCGACUUCCGCCGCGAAGCUGAAAUGUUCGCCAAGCUCAGCCACCCCAACGUGGUCCGCCUGUUGGGCCUGUGCAGGGAGGCAGAGCCCCACUACAUGAUCCUGGAGUACUAUGACCUGGGAGACCUAAAGCAGUUCCUGAGAAUUUCCAAAAGCAAAGAUGACAAAGUCAAAUCUCAGCCAAUCAGCACCAAGACCAAAGUUUCCAUCUGUGCCCAGGUGGCUCAUGGGAUGGAACAUCUGUCCAAUCACCGCUUCGUUCACAAAGACCUCGCCGCCCGAAACUGCCUGAUCAACAGUCAGAGACGCGUUAAAGUGUCGGCGCUCAGCCUCAGCAAGGACGUCUACAACAGUGAGUACUACCACUACAGACAGGCAUGGAUCCCGCUGCGCUGGCUCCCCUCAGAGUCUGUGUUCGAAGACGACUUCUCCACCAAGUCUGACGUGUGGGCCUUUGGCGUGUUGAUGUGGGAAGUGUUCAGUCUCGGGGAAAUGCCGUAUACCAAACUCAACGAUGAUGAGGUGCUGGAAGGUCUGCAGACCGGGAAGCUGAAGCUGCCCGUUCCAGAAGGAUGCCCCACCAAAAUCUACAAGCUCAUGGCCCGCUGCUGGGCUCUGAGCCUCAAAGAGCGCCCCUCCUUCACCGAAAUCGUCCACGCCCUCGGAGAGCUGCCCUCUGACAGCAAAGUCUGAGACGACCAUAACCUCCCCCUCCGACACCAGAGGGGAACUCUGACCGACCCCCUUCCCCCAAAAUAAAGACAGGAAUGCUGGAUUAUUAGUCUCACACAUUUCAGGGAAGAGGGUUGAGGAGUAAAAAAAACACUUUUUUUAUAUGCAUUUCAAACAGUGGGUGUGUGGAAAAGACUUCUUUGCUAUAUCAGUGGAAACGCACUCACGUUUGUGUGAACGGCUUCGGUUGAGCAGUGCCAGGAGUUUGCCUUAACCGCAGCAUGGACGACCCUCCCUCGAGUUCCCGUCUGUGGUUCCAUUGUGACCCUGUCUGCGGCCGCUCUGUCCCAGAGACACUUUGUUUCACGGAGCCUCACAACCUCAGUGCCUGUACCCCUCCACACACACUCACCCAGACCUCCUACUGCUUUGUAGUAUAUCACAGUGCUCUCACUGGCUACCGAUCAAUACAAAAGAUUGCUCGGAAGUUUGGGAACCCCCCCCCCCCCCUUUGAAAUUGAUCCUCACUGCUCCGUCAAGUCUGAAAGAAUAUUGAAGGAAAAGUGGGACAAAAUAAGACUUCAGUGGAGCAUUAAAGCUCCAGAGAAGGUUCGAUUGUUUCAGCUGGUGUGCUUGAACUUAAAAUCCAAUCAGCUGCAUCCUGAGUCCGCCACCUUAAUCCUGGAGGAGACGCAGAGCUACACAUCACCAUCCUCCAAAGCGUGUGUGCGUAUGUGCUUGUGUGUGUGUGCCACUGAACUGUUCCCAUGCUACAGUGUACGAUCAAAGAAGAAUAGGGGGUUUUUUUGCAUGAAGGUUCGUCGUUUUACGCUUGUGAGGAAACGUGGAAAAAGUAAUCGUGUUAUGGUAACACUUCAGGAACAUGAAAAAAAAAGAUCAAGUUUAUAGCCAAGGAAUAUAUUGAAUAGAUGAGAUUGUACCAGUGUGGGGUUUGUACGUUUUUAUGAGUGUGUUCUGUUCUUGUAUUAACUUUUGAGGUGCUUAUCGGUCACGACCCAUGUGUGAGAACACAGGAACAUGUUGCAGGCAUGCAGCCUAUCAUCGAGUUUAACCUGCAGCAUCAUUUCUUCUGAGGUCCAAUCACAGUUUCCCUCCGGGUCCAAUCGUUCUGUGCAAUGUUGCAAAGUGGACCAUCACACCAGGCAAUGUGUACAUAAUGUAGAAGCCAUGCACUAACUUCACUUAAAAGAAUAUCCCUCUUUAUCUCUAUCAUGUUGUGUAGUAGGACAUGCAGGUGCCUGUUUAUUUAUGAUGAAGGUCCUGUCUUUUUUUAACUGUGUUUAUAACAGAACGGUACUUCUCUGAUGCUAUGUAUUCAUUCUCACGGUCCAUCUCGCUGUGUUCAGGCUGGUAACCAGCCAACACAAAGUACAAAGGAGGUCAAAAGAGUGACUGCUGGUCACCAGUACUCAUUUAAGUGCCUGGUAAAUGAAGGAUUAUCUAAACUGUUUCCCUCUUUUUUUUACAUUAUCUAAUCAAAUGCAAUGGCCUUUGUUUAUGGACUUGUUUUUAUACGUUGUUUUUAGUGUAAUGUUUUGUUUUUAUGAAUGCUAGGCACUCACACCUAGACCCCUUUUUUAAUCUGCUUCAGCAAAUGUUCACAGUAAUCACAGAUAUAUACAAAAGUAUACAUGCUGCUGUCAAUAAAGGUUCACAGUGUUUUUA
Centropristis striata (black sea bass) is the source of this 5368-nucleotide messenger RNA. It is a transcript of the gene ptk7b, whose product is annotated as protein tyrosine kinase 7b. The transcript is spliced from 20 exons. Gene Ontology annotation, biological process: homophilic cell-cell adhesion; protein phosphorylation; synapse organization. Gene Ontology annotation, molecular function: ATP binding; protein kinase activity; axon guidance receptor activity. Bases 461 to 3703 code for a protein of 1080 amino acids. Lineage: Eukaryota; Metazoa; Chordata; Actinopteri; Perciformes; Serranidae. Gene Ontology annotation, cellular component: axon; neuronal cell body; plasma membrane. The record is from RefSeq and is a predicted model, not a curated record.